This is a messenger RNA of Myotis davidii, 1628 nucleotides long. It is a transcript of the gene CCDC138, whose product is annotated as coiled-coil domain containing 138. NCBI's taxonomy places the organism in Eukaryota, Metazoa, Chordata, Mammalia, Chiroptera, Vespertilionidae. The annotation marks the transcript as partial. The record is from RefSeq and is a predicted model, not a curated record. The transcript is spliced from 14 exons.
UGUUCCAGAGGAGACAACGGUGGCCUAGCACGAUGCAGCCGAGGGUCGUCAAGCCACCUGGGCAGGAUUUCGCAGUGGAGCGCCUCAAAAGCCGCUACGGGCUGGGUGGCUGCCGCCCGGCCGAGUAUUCUGUUUCAAGUUUUGAUCAGACUAAAUCUAAGAGAAGAUCUCUAACCUCCCCAGAUGACUUGGAUGUCUACUCAUCGGGAGAUAAAGUUGAUUCCUUAUUAAGAUGGUAUUCGGAUGAAAGAAAGCAUUCCACUAUACCUCUUUAUAGUUCAUCCAAGCACUUCAGUAUGAACUGCCUAGAUGAUGAACUGGAUUCUUUUCAUAAUUUGAAGCAACGGGAAACAGAAGUAGAGUUAAUUGAGAAGGAUCAUAGAGUUAAUAACUUCAAAAUAACCAAGCAGUCUUGUAAAGAAGUAGAAAAAGCAGUAGCCUGGCCAACUAAUUUUGCCUCAAAUUCAAGAAAUUGGACUGAAUGUUGUAGUGAUGUAAGUGACUCUCCUUUGAAACGUGUCAGUUAUCCAACAUCUAAAGCAUCAAAUAAGCAGAGUUUACUUCCAUAUCAGAUCAAUCAGAUAUAUGAUGAAUUAUUCCAAAUACAUCAGAAACUGCAGUGUGAAACUGCAGCACAACAGGAAUUUGCUGAAGAACUUCAGAAGCGAGAACAUUUUUUAGUUGAAAGAGAAGAACUGCUGUUCAGACAUGAAACUGCCUUGAGCAAAAUCAAAGGUGUGGAAGAAGAAGUUCUUACAAGAUUUCAGAUUAUGAAGGAGUUACUUCAUGAAACACAGUUAAAAAUUCAAUAUCUGGAUCAUCUAAGACAACAUGAUGCAGAAGUUGCACACUUAACUGAGGUUCUCAAGGAUAAAAACAAAGAAAGCAAGAGGCUAAGGUCUUCUUUUGAUGCUUUGAAAGAAUUGAAUGAUAACUUAAAAAAACAGUUAAAUGAAGUAAGUGAAGAAAACAAGAAGAUGGAGAUUCAGGCAAAAAGAGUUCAAGCUCGUUUAGAUAAUUUACAGAGGAAGUAUGAAUUUAUGACAAUACAGAGAUUGAAAGGAAAUUCCCAUGCUGUUCAUGAAAUGAAAAGUUUAAGACAAGAAAAAGUACCAGUUUCAAAAACAUAUAAGGUACCACUUAAUGCACAAGUUUAUGAACUUUUAACUGUCUUCAUGGAUUGGAUUUCGGAUUAUCACCUUAGCAAAUUGAAAAGUGAAGAAUCUGGGAUGGAUGGUGAAAAGCUGCUAUUUAAAUUUGCUUCUCAGAGAAAUGAUAUUCAGGAGAAGUGUAUAAAGCUUUUGCCUGUGAUGACAGAGCAACUACAGUGGAUGCCAUUUGUGAAUGCCAAACUUCAUGAGCCUUUUGUAAAAUUUAUAUAUUGGUCUCUACGGCAACUAGAAGCUGGAACACUGCAUUCAACUAUGACAUCAACAUUGAGGAGAUUGGGUGAAGACAUAUUCAAAGGAGUAGUAAAGGGAAUUCAGGAUAAUUCUUUGGAACAUUCUAUGGAGAAUAAACCAAAGACAGCUGCUUUCUUUAGGAGUUCCCAUUUGCCAUUGAGAUUUUUGUCAACUUUAAUUGUUCUCAAAACAGUCACUCAAGACCAAGGAAGGGAGAGGGAGAGA